This is a messenger RNA of Plenodomus lingam JN3, 150 nucleotides long. The record is from RefSeq and is a predicted model, not a curated record. NCBI's taxonomy places the organism in Eukaryota, Fungi, Ascomycota, Dothideomycetes, Pleosporales, Leptosphaeriaceae.
AUGGUGAAAGGCGCUGGCGCUGAGAUGGCUCUGGAUCAAAACAAGCCUUUUUUCCACGAUGACCUACUUGCCGUCGGCUCUUUAUCGCCGACAUACGAGCCGCUCGCACUGGACCAUGGUACCCUGCGGUGGACAGAGGAUUUGGACUGA